AAUAACGCGGAAUAAUUUUUCCUCUUUCUUUUUUUCUAUGUCAGCCGACACACACACAUUAUCUCUCUCUCUCUCUCCAACUCUCAUCCGGCUCUCUCUCGCCUCUCACCUCUCACCUCUCCCUCAACUUCUCUCCUCGAUUUCAUCUUCUUAGAGCAAGAUUUCGGACAGAGUUCGAGAAUUAAAGUUGUUCUACGCAGCGAGGGCUUUCCGAAUAUCCAAGAAAAAUCAUGAUUGGACCUUGUGGGAGCUCGGUUGACUUGGUCAAAGAUUGGGUUUUGCUCAAAGCCCAUGAGAUAUUCUUAAAAUGUUAUCGUCCCUCCACCGCCUAAUAUUUGGGGUGGUGUUGAUUGGGUUUCUAGCCUGGGCAUUUCAGGCAAUCGUCCCUCCGUCGCCUAAUAUUUGUGGGGCCCCAAACGGUCCACCCAUCACAGCAACCAGAAUUAAGCUUAGAAAUGGAAGGCAUUUGGCUUAUGCGGAAUACGGUGUCCCCAAAGAAAGGGCCAAAUAUAAGUUUGUCUUCUUUCACGGAUUUGGCUUUGGUAGAAAUGAUGGAUCAUUCGCAACCCCGGAAAUAACUGAAGAACUAGGGCUCUAUCUCGUGUCUUUUGAUAGACCAGGAUAUGGGGAAAGUGAUCCAGAUCCAAAGCGAACCCUGAAAAGUACAGCUUAUGAUGUAGAAGAGCUAGCUGAUCAGUUGGGACUUGGAUCCAAAUUUUACGUGAUUGGUAAUUCCAUGGGAGGACAAGUAGUAUGGGCUUGCCUGAAGUUUAUCUCCCAUCGGCUAGCAGGAGCAAUACUAGUUGCUCCAGUGGUGAACUACUGGUUGCCUGGUUUUCCCAACAAUCUAGCUAAAGAAGCCUAUUAUGAACAACUUCCUCAAGACCAAUGGGCAGUUGGAGUUGCUCACUACACCCCUUGGCUCACUUAUUGGUGGAACACUCAGAAAUGGUUCCCUGCCUCUAGUGUUAUAGCUGAAAAGCCUAAAUUAUCUCCCCCAGACGUGAAAAUUCUGACCGCGUUGCUUGCUCGGCAUGAAAGGACCCCAAAGGAAGACGUAACACAACAAGGGGUAUACGAGUCGAUCCUAAGGGACAUGAUGGUUGGAUUUGGGAGCUGGGAAUUUGAUCCUAUGGAUCUUGCGAACCCUUUUCUGGACAAUGAAGGUUCUGUACACUUGUGGCAUGGCAAUGAAGAUGGGCUUGUUCCGGUUACAUUGCAACGUUACAUUGCCGGGAGGCUUCCGUGGAUUCACUACCAUGAAGUGCCAGAUGCUGGGCACUUCUUACCUUAUGCAGAUGGAAUGAGAGAGACUAUCUUCAAAACACUCUUACUUGGGGAGAAAUAGCCCAUUGCAGAACAAUUCCCGUCUAUCUCAAAAAUUUCAGCACUGUUGCCCUGAACGUGAAAAUUUUGGAUGCAACGGUUAUUUGUUAGUGUUACAAAUAACUGUUGCAUUGAAAUUCUUUCGCACCGAAGGAUUCAAGGAUCCAUUUAUUAGAAGGGCAUUAUUGUUAUGUAUUAACUGUUUGACAAGUCAUAAUUCUUGUCUUGAUGGUUGGCAUUGGGAGUGAGGAUUAGCUUAUGAAACGCUUGGUAAGACACAAUUUUCAAAUGCUUGUGUCAUGCUUGUAUCAUUUUUGUAUAGAAAGGGAGACAUGACAGGCACCAAUGGAAAGAGAAUUUGUUGUCUUGGGAUUGGUAAAGAAAAUUGCAUGGUGGUUGUAGUUGGUUCACGACUUUGAAUUACUAGUAGAAACUCGAUUACAAUUUGUUGCUUCA
Rhododendron vialii is the source of this 1782-nucleotide messenger RNA. RefSeq lists its product as uncharacterized. The record is from RefSeq and is a predicted model, not a curated record. Lineage: Eukaryota; Viridiplantae; Streptophyta; Magnoliopsida; Ericales; Ericaceae. The transcript is spliced from 5 exons. Bases 308 to 1348 code for a protein of 346 amino acids.